AUGAGCCCCAGCGCGGCCUUUGUACGUGGCUCACACGAGGGCAGGGUCGUCAAUCGUGAUCUUCUUCCCUUGCCUCACUACCGCCUGCCGAGCAUGGGCAGCGACGAUGGCGGGGAGCGAGCUCAUUGCGAAGACUGGGCUCGCUGCUGCGCGAUCACGCUGAACGAGCUCGACCGCGGGUCUGCUGAUCCGCAACCUCAGGGACAGCGGGCCAGUGCCGGGCAGGAGCGCAGCUUGGGCAUGAUCCAGGCUGCGGUAGCUGAGCUCGGAUGGCCGCCCGCCGACCUGACUCGCCAGGGAGCCCUCGCGGAGCUCCUGGCCAAGCGCAGCUACACCGGCGAGAAGGUGUCUGUCGCUCGGCUCGACAUUUCUCUCUUGUCCCUGCCUGCUGGUGGGGACGGUCCUCGAGCGCUGACAACUUUGCUCGGGGAUGAGGGCCCAAUGGUAGUCGAUGCCUUUUUGAGAGACAAAGUCUUGCCUCCAUCGGAGGCGGCGGCGCGGGUGGCCGAGUCGGCCUUGAAGCGCCCGUACUACGAUCCUUCGCUGCAGGGGAGGCCGCGCCGGCAUGCGCGCCUCCUCGCGGCCCUUGACGGCGCAGGCAUGCUCGAGUGGAGGCGGCACGGAUCGCCCCGAGUAGGCUUGUUUACUGUUUGGAAAAAGAACGGCAAGCAAAGAUUGAUUGUCGACGCUCGGUUGUCUAACUUGUGCUUCGCAUCUCCUGAUUCUGUCGACCUUGCCACAGGCGGAUCUUUCGCGUCCCUCGAAGUUGACCCGGGGCCCCCAGUGUGCCUUGCUCAGGUCGACAUCCAGGAUGCCUUUUACCACCUCCUCCUCCCUCCUGAGCUCGUCCCCUUUUUCUGUCUCCGCCCUGUCACCGCUGGGCUCGCCGGAGUCGUUGAGCUCGACGGCGCCCCUGUCUCCCCGACCCAGCUCGUGUACCCACACCUGCGUGUUGUGCCGAUGGGGUGGAAUCACGCCUUGUGGUGGUGCCAGCGAAUUCAUGAAUUUCAUGCCUUUCGGCAGCCCGGCGUGUCCCUCUCUAACAAGCUCUCGGAUAAGAAACCCGGGGUGCGACUGGGCCGCUCGGGGUUUGCUCACACUGAAUGCGUAGACAACUUCGCGGCCAUCGGGCGCCAGGCCAAGGAGGUCGACGCUGUGGCCGAUUCCGUUUUAGACGCCCUGACCGCCGCUGGGCUCAGCAUGCAUCCUCGUGAGAGCUCAGUCGGCGGGUCCGUCUUGGGAUGGGAAUUCAGUGACGAGUGCCCUCAGGUUCGUGUGAGCCCUCGCAGAGCGUGGAGACUCCGACUCGGCAUUGAGGGGCUCCUAGAGAAAGGCUUUGCUACAGGCAGGGACCUCGAGGCCAUCAUAGGACAUUUCACGUUCGCCGCUCGAAUUCGGCCAGAGGCCCUGUGUGUGUUCUCUGCUGCGUACGCCUUCAGUCAGCGGGGGGCCGACACUCGCCGUAGGUUGUGGACUGCCUCCAUCGCAGAGGCUGGCCGGUGGUCGGACCGGUGGCGCUUCUCGCGAGGGGCCGAGGAUCGCGUUCGGCCGAGAGACGCCUCGCUCCGGGAGGAGCUGAACUUAGCCGCGGCGGCUGGUCUGGACGACCUGGAUCGCGUCGGGACGGCUCGGCACCUGGAAGCCCUCGGCGAGGUGGAUCGGAGCGGGGCCGUCCCGGAGAUCGGGCCCGAAAUCCUUCAGGGAUCCUGGACCACCGUUUCGGCCGGUCGCUGGAAGCGUCGGGAGGCGAUGCCCAUCUUGGAAGGGCGCGCUCUGGUCUGGGGGGUCCGGCAUGUGAGCCGGGGUUUAAGCGAGUUUGGCAAGCGGAUCCUUUUUCUGACCGACGGGUUGUCCGAGGUCCUGGCCCUUGAGAAGGGCCGAUCGUCGAGCGUGGCCCUGAUGAGAGUGUGCAGGCAGUGGGCGGCGACGGUGUUUGCGGCCGAUCUGUAUCCUCGGGUUCGGUGGAUUCGGUCUGAGUUGAAUGUCUGCCUGAGCCGGAUGACGACCGGUGCCCCGAUCCCGUCGGCCCCGUGGGAUGCGGUCCUGGCGACCGACAGCCUGGUGAGGCCGGGCGGGGCUGCGGAGCGGCGACCCGUCCAGGGCGAGCCGCCGACCCUGUGGCGAGCGGCGGCGCUGUCACAGGCUGGUGCGCGACCGCGCCCACCCCAUGGGCGGGCCCGGGCAAAGGCAGCGGCGAGACAAGCCAAGCCUCGGCCCGAGGAGCUGGCCACGAGGGGGGAGCGCGCCGCUGCCCGGCAAACGAGUUUCCCCGUGGACAAGCGGGCGGCAGUCAGCGAGGGCCUCUCGCUGCUCGAGAGGGAGAGCGCGGGCGACCACGACCAGCGGGUCUACCAGUCGGCGCUCGUGGAGUUCAGGAUCUUCUCCGAGACCCUGGGCCUGCGCCUCGAGACCGCUCAGGACCACGACGAGGCAGCCGUGGAGUGGACCUACCCCGCUGUCUUCGACGGCAGCGACGCGCUGGAGGGGACAAGGCUCAAGGCGCGGCUGCUGUACUACUACCCGCGGCUCCUGUCCGUGGCUGGGCUGCCCCAGUUCAGCCGGGCGCUGAGGGGGUGGAGGCGGCUGGGGUCGCCGCGGAGCCAGCUGCCGCUGCCGGAAGAGGUCGCCUGCGCGGUGGCACACAGGCUCGCGGCAAACCAGGACCUGCACGCCGCCCGCCUCGUCUUUGUGAGUUUCGUGUUCGGCCUGCAGCCCGCGGAGCUGAUGUCGCUGACCGGGCGGCAGGUGGUGCCGCCGGCGCGGGCGGCCGGCCACGCCGCGUGGUCGCUCGUGCUGUUUCCGAUGGAGGAGGAGACGCCCAGCAAGGACAACGCCUUCAACGAGAGCGUGCUGGGCGACCUGCCGUUCUGCCACCUCAUCGGGGACGUGCUGAAGCCGUUCGAGGCCGGCGUCAACGACAGGGACCUCGUGGCGCAGGUGCGGUACGUGCAGCUGGCGCAGGCGUUCGGCACGGCGGACCAGCGGCUCGGCCUCGAGGGCCCGCCGGGCCUGUACCAGCUGCGGCACGGCGGAGCGCCCGUCGACCUGGCCUGCUACCGCCGCAGCAUCGCGGAGGUGAGGGCUCGCAGCCGCUGGGCAAGCGACAGCUCGGUGACGGGGUACGGAAAAGGGGGCCGCGUCGCCGACCAGCUGAUCAAGUUGCCACCGCCGUUCCUCGACCACGCCAUCGUCCGCGCCAAGAAGAAUGGCGACAUCCUCUGCGAGCACUGCCGGCCUUUGCCGCCCGCGCGGGCGGGGCCGUAG
Messenger RNA from Prorocentrum cordatum, 3264 nucleotides. Lineage: Eukaryota; Dinophyceae; Prorocentrales; Prorocentraceae. The record is from the annotation of a GenBank genome assembly.